GAUACCUUAUCCCAAGAACAUUGCUUGUAGAAAUUUCCAUUGAAAUCUCUCCAUGAUCCGCCCUACCCACGCUUUAAUGGCAAUUCCCUUAAGCAAGCCGUUCAUGUAGAAGAAGACAGAAGGCCGCAGACGCUACAGGACGACCCACCAGCUACGCUCAUCAACAACCCUUAAAGAUGAUGAUUCUUCAGUAUCUUCAAUUUUGAGGGUUAGGGUUUUCUGCAACUCGAAGAUUUCCAUCAUUUUAUUCAAUUUCUUCUUCCAAUUCCUCCAAUGGCGGACCUCAAAGAGAUCUCAGAUGCGCUGAAGCUCGUUGAUUCCAAGACACAGAACUUGAAGAAAGCAUUUGAAGACCUUCAAGGUCACUCCCAUCUCCUCGAUUCCUUUUCCCUCUCUUGGUCCGACCUCGAAUCGCACUUCACUUCAAUCCAGAACUCUCUCACAAAGAAAUUCCACGAGCUUGAGUCUAUGCAGUUGGAAGUGAUUCAAAAUCAACCAGAGGAGAAGGAGCCGUGUUCUUCAUUGCGCGUGGAAGUGGGGAAUCGGGACGAGCCGGAUGGGAGUGCCGAUUGUGUGUCGCCUCGGUCCGAGAUGAAGCUUCUCUGUGAGCAAAUGGACGGAAAGGGGCUGGGUAGAUAUGUUAGUGAUUUGCCGAAGGAACGUGAAUCAGUCAGGGAUGAGCUCCCGGAUGCACUUAAGUGUGCGCCGGAUAUAGAAGCUCUGGUUCUGGAUGCAAUGGAGGGAUUCUUCCGUGCCAAUCCAAAACCGAAGCUACAUAACUUGAAAAUGUCCAAUGUGAGGAGAGGUUGUGUACUAUUGUUGGAGACCCUGAUGGAUGGUUUUCGAAAUGUAGACGAUCAUGUAACAGAAAGGGCGAAGAAACUGGCGCUGGAUUGGAAACAAAGUUUUGGUAAACAUGGGAAGGAUCCGUUAGAUGCAUUAGGGUUUUUGCAUUUGGUUGCAGCUUAUAAUUUGUCAUCGGAAUUUGAAGUGGGUGAGCUUGUUGAUUAUUUCAUUAUAAUUGCUCGGUAUCGGCAAGCUACAAAGUUGUGCAAAGUUGUUGGCUUGGGCGAUAAAGUAUAUGAUCUUGUUCAGAAACUGCUAGACAAGGGAAAGCAACUUUUAGCUGUCAAAUUCAUCUUUGAGUUUGAGUUGACGGACAGGUUCCCACCCAUUCCCAUCUUAAAAGAGUAUGUGAGGGAAUCCAAGAAGGCAGCCAAGGCAGUUUGCAGGGCAGGAAAAAACUCUCUCAGAGCACUGAACGAGUCUACCGCGAAAGAACUAGGUGCUUUAAAAUCUGUGGUCAAAUUUAUUGAAGAAUACAAGCUUGAUGAUGAUUAUCCACAAGUGAACCUUCAAAAGCGUAUUGAUCAACUCGAGAAGCAGAGAACCCACAGGAAGCGCCCUGCGGUAGCUUCUCCUAUUAUUGCCAGACAUAAACAGCCACACCAACCACUACAAGUGAAACAACGGUUCAAGAAACAGAAGUUGCCGCCAAAGAAGCAUAUGCGACGGCAGUUUCCAAUUAAUCACCUGCACAUGGCUGGUCCAGGUGGCUCUGCAGGAGUUCCAAAUAUUGUUGGUUUUGGGAAUCCAGCUUAUCCCCCAUACCGGCAAACACACUUACAUUCUGCAGGUUUGGUAGCUGAUCUUACUGCUCCUUAUCAACAAUCUCUUCUACAGCCAGCAGGUUUGUUGCCAAAUCAUCCUGUUUCAUAUGCACAAUCACAUCUACAGCCAGCAGGUGUGUUGCCAGAUCAAUCUGCUCCUUUUGAGAGCUCAUCUAUGGCUUAUAAUAUGGCUGUGGCAGCGUCCACUCCAGCUGGUGCCUCUUAUCAUGGCUCAUCAGCUGAGUAUUAUGGUUUGGCAGGAGGCCCCAUGGGUUUUCCUGGAAAUGCAUCCACCUCUAAUUCUCACGCAUACCCAACAGAACCAUAUGCACCACCUGGAUAUGGUGUGGGUGUGCCUCCACCCUACCACCAAUCUUACUAUCCCCAGUAGUUUUUAAAUUGUCUUAUGAUAAUAUACUUUUCGUAUCAUCUGACUAUGGUGGGAUAUAACAGGAACAUGGCAUCGACCAUCUUCCUAUCUUUAGUAGUACUAUCCAUGCCUUCGGUUUGUGUUUCUCAUGGUACGGUUGAAAUGUUAACUUUUUCCUGACUUUGGCACAGAGUGCCACUACCAUUAGAAGGCAAAUUUGUUCUUCUAGUCAUGGUUUCUGUAGGACUUGAAAUGAUCCAUUGAUCUUUUGUAUAGCCUGCUUCUUACGUUUUCGUGUCAUUUUUCUUUCAGAAACUUGCAUAUAGAAACGUGUGCUUGGGAAAGGGUGCUUUUGAUUA
This is a messenger RNA of Cucurbita moschata (crookneck pumpkin), 2339 nucleotides long. Its product is annotated as FRIGIDA-like protein 2. The transcript has 3 exons. The record is from RefSeq and is a predicted model, not a curated record. The coding region runs from base 274 to 2001 and encodes 575 amino acids. NCBI's taxonomy places the organism in Eukaryota, Viridiplantae, Streptophyta, Magnoliopsida, Cucurbitales, Cucurbitaceae.